Messenger RNA from Symbiodinium necroappetens, 804 nucleotides. NCBI's taxonomy places the organism in Eukaryota, Dinophyceae, Suessiales, Symbiodiniaceae. The record is from the annotation of a GenBank genome assembly.
AUGCUACCUGGUCAGCGCACGGCCGGCCGGUCCAAGAAACCAUCAGGGAAAACGGUGCUCUUGGAUAUGCCAAAGGAGGAGGGCCCACCCCAAACGCCAGAUGGCGAAGCCAGUGGCAACGACAGGCCGUUGAUGUCUCCAAUUUCAACACCAACACCGACGUUUCAUCGAGAAGUCUCUGUCAGCAGGGACGAUGCUUCCUGGAGCUUCGAGCGGAUUGAGCGGCGUCCACGAAGUGCUGCUCGAAGGAAGGGCGGCGCUCGCGCCAAGAACCCGUUCAUCGAGUACGAUGUCCGCGAAAAGAGGCUGAAUCAGGAACGCAAAUGGCUACAAGAAGACUCUCGUUUUCUUGAGCAGCGAAGAGAAGAACUUCGACUGGGUGCCCUGUUGAAUCAGCUUAACAUUCAGAAUGAUCCAGACGAUCAGCUCUAUGAGAAUCGCACAUUCUACGGCCCGCAUUCUAUGGCCAUGAAGGCCACCAAGGCGAGACGAAAUCACAGGGCGCGUCCGCGCACGAACUCGGCGCCAAUCCCCGAACGUCCUCCCAAGGAGGCUGUCGGCGGCCGCAAGUUCCCCAAGGAGCGCGCCACUGCUGCUCUAAAAUCAUUGUCGCAGGUCCUGAAGAACUCUAGCGAGGACGUGCAGCAACGCUUCAAGGAUGAGCUUAGGAAGACCGGCUACGGACCGCCAGAAGAUUCAGCCGAAGCUCCGAGAAACAGGCUGUUCGCCUUCACACGCCUCGGUGCAGAAGCGAACGAACACGCAAUCUCGCGGAGCUGCUCAAAGAGUUCGAUGAAUUUUUAA